Drosophila obscura is the source of this 702-nucleotide messenger RNA. Its product is annotated as GTP-binding nuclear protein ran-1-like. Bases 1 to 702 code for a protein of 233 amino acids. Gene Ontology annotation, molecular function: GTPase activity; GTP binding. The transcript is spliced from 2 exons. The record is from RefSeq and is a predicted model, not a curated record. Lineage: Eukaryota; Metazoa; Arthropoda; Insecta; Diptera; Drosophilidae. Gene Ontology annotation, biological process: ribosomal subunit export from nucleus; protein import into nucleus. Gene Ontology annotation, cellular component: nucleus; cytoplasm.
AUGUACUACAUGGAUAAUUUGCCCACUUACAAGCUGGUCGUUGUGGGCGAUUGUAAAACGGGCAAGACCUCAUUGAUAAAUCGACUCCUCACAGGCCGUUUCAAUGCGAAUUCCUACUAUUGGCCGACAAUAAUGCACACUGAACAGGAUCUCGUGUUCCAGACCAAACGUGGACCUGUUCGCUUCAAUGUUUUUGACACCACCGGUGAGCACAAGCAUCCCGUACUGGGCCGCAUGUACCAUAGAGGCAGUGACUGUGCCAUCAUUAUGUGCGAUCUGACCGACGAGGAGACCUGUGACAAUGUGGUCCUGCUGGAACACCCAACUUCGAAUAUGCAGUACUUUGACAUCUCGGUUAGCAGCAACUACUGCUGCUCGGAGCCCUUCAUUCAUCUUUACUAUCAGCUGAUGGGCGAGCGUUUCCAUUUUGUUACUUUGUUGCCGCCAAACGGGCUUGCAGCCAUUCAGGAGGCGGACGAGCCCCAACAGAAAGACGAUCGCGAUUGCGAUUGCGAUAACGAGACGCAUAAGAAAGAAAAAGAUGAUCUUGACAAGAAGAAUGCUAUCAUAGAGAAAGUUAAGAAGUUUCUUAAGGAGAAGAACUGGGCCCUCGGGAUGGACAAAGCCCACUGCGAGGAGUACAACGAGACACUGAAGAAAGACAGCGACGAUCUUGAGGAGCAGAUCGUAAACAAUGAAUAA